Molecule: messenger RNA, 1233 nt
Organism: Nylanderia fulva
Lineage: Eukaryota; Metazoa; Arthropoda; Insecta; Hymenoptera; Formicidae
Source: RefSeq, a predicted model, not a curated record
UGUCAUCUCGAACGGGAAGGUGACUCUCAGUGUUGUGUCGUCAUACCUUUUCAAGUACCUAUGUGAUUUUCGUGUUCUCCCGUCGCGAUAUAAAAUAAACUGCGAUUAUGUCAUAAAUGUAAUAAGCAAGUAAGUGCGUAAAUUGCCGUAUGAUCGUCGUAUUCUUGUGAUAAACGCGCGAUCCGAUAAUGAACCGUGUUUUCGCGAGUGAGUGUAGGUAUCAUGAAAGAGGGAAAAGGAUAUACACGAGAAAAGAGAAGACCCGGAGAGGUAUAUCGGAGCAAUUUUCAAGUGUGCAAUAGGCUAACAUCAUGUACACAACUUGAAGAAAUAAGAAGUUCGUAUUUUGCUCUCUUGUGCAACAUGAUACAUCGUCCUAUUAAUGAGGACACACGAGAGAGCCAUCUUAGAAGCGAGCGAACUCACCAUAAUAUCGAGCUUUAUCGAAGGGUUAGUACAGUCCGUAAGAGAGUAUCACCCCUAUUUUUCAACCAACUACGACUGACAUGUCGAUCCCCAUCGACGCAUUCGUCGUCAUAUACACGAAGAUGAAGCUAAGGGGGCUGAUUAACGUAACUCUGAGAGGAGGAGGAGGUCUAGGAGAGGCAUCAGGCGUCAGCCAAUUUUGGAAUGGAUCGAGAUAUAACUUCAAAGAAUCAACUUGGCUGUUGGGGUUGGGCAUCGAUCGGACCAGCUGGUACGCGACGAACGCUCGACGAGCGUGUUUAUGCGAAGAGUUCAUCGGUCGAAUCACGGUGACGGUGCAUAAUGAAUGUCGGGAGAGGAACUUGACGACGCGAGCAAGCAAGCGCGGGUCUCGGAGAUGAUAAUAAAUCGUCAAGAGAGAACGAUGACACGAAUGUUUGAGAAAAGCUUCGGGUCGGAGCAUGAGUCGGGUUCUUCAAUAAUGGGCCGCUGCUACUGCGUCGUGAUAAAGGUCUCCGAGUAAUAGAUCUUAAUUGGAUCCUUUGAGAAACAUAUUUCAUAGUCAAUUACUUUAAUAGUCGGUAUGCCCGAGCAACUACUAAUCUUGCAAAAUCCUUGAAAGAAUCGUUUUGCAACAUUCGUACGCAAUUUAUUUUACUUGAAUUUGUACAGGAUUUAAUAGUCUUUAGAGCCAUUUGUUAUGUAAACGAAGACGUCUCUACGAAUAAAUGAGCUCACAAUAAAUCUACAGAAUUGCCUCUUCCUCACAAAUAAUUAUUUAUUUAUUCUGAAAAUUUUGUAAUAUAU